Molecule: messenger RNA, 1328 nt
Organism: Musa acuminata AAA Group (dessert banana)
Lineage: Eukaryota; Viridiplantae; Streptophyta; Magnoliopsida; Zingiberales; Musaceae
Product: zinc-finger homeodomain protein 6-like
Exons: 1
Coding region: 1-1014 (337 amino acids)
Biological process (GO): regulation of developmental process; regulation of DNA-templated transcription
Cellular component (GO): nucleus
Molecular function (GO): transcription cis-regulatory region binding; DNA-binding transcription factor activity
Source: RefSeq, a predicted model, not a curated record
AUGGAGUUUAGGAAUCCCGGUGAGAUGGGGAUACCUUCUUCCUCUUCUGGUUAUAACGCUUCUCUCGGCGUCAGAUCGGCCUUCUCUAAACCCACACUCUCCCCCUCUUCGUCUCUUGUCUCCCCAAGAGGAGCAGCAGUCGAUGGUGGUGGCGUUGGAGGCGGACCAAGAAAUGGUGACAUCCUUGGCAACACCAAACCAUCAAAUCUUGUGUCCAACCUCAUUGCCUUGGAUCAUCGUCCCGGGUCUCUGGGGAACAACGCAGAUCAAGCAUCCAUCUCCAAUUCGUCUCCGGGUGCAGCAGGUGUGGGUGUAUCGGUCAACUCCGAACCAGCAGCUAGCGCCACCACCACCGUGACCGCAGCUGAUAUCCCCACCAAGUACAAAGAAUGCCUUCGCAACCACGCGGCCGCCUUAGGUGGCCACGUCGUCGACGGCUGCGGCGAGUUCCUGCCGAAUGGCGACCCUGACACGCCCGAGGCACUCAAGUGUGCAGCCUGCGGCUGCCACCGUAGCUUCCACCGCAGAGAGACCGAGGGCGGCGCCAACGCCGUCAAUUCCUACUACCAUGGCACCACUCGCCCACCCCUGUUACUCCCGCUCCCCCAUCCCCAAGCGCAACUCCACCACCACCAGAAACACUUCCAGCUCGGCGGCUUCUCGUCGAGCCCUUCACCGGCCCUUCCGGGGUCGCCGGGCUUCGUCCAUUUCGGUGGCAACAACCCCAGCGGGAACGGAGGCACCACCACAGAGUCGUCCAGCGAGGAAAUGAUAGACACCGGGACGCCGACGCCCUCGGCCAUGCCAAAGAAGCGGUUUCGAACCAAAUUCACGGCGGAGCAGAAGGAGAAAAUGCUGGCUUUUGCUGAGAGGUGGAGGAUUCAGAGGCAAGAUGAUGCAGUGGUCGAGCAAUUCUGCUCGGAGAUUGGAGUGAGGAGACAGGUCCUCAAGGUCUGGAUGCACAACAAUAAGCACAUGAUUACUAGAAAGCAGCAGCAGCGGCAGCAGCUGUAGUCGGCACUUCAUCCACAGCGGUAGCCAAGACUAACCUUCAACUCUACGUUACGGAGAGGACGCAGAUGAGAUGACGAGUCGCUUGCAACGUGUUGGUUUACUGGUUCGAGCUGCUUUCCUUCUCCUCUGUCUCAGUGUUGUUUGGCAAUCAAGCAUCGAUCUGUGUCACAACCUGCAUCGAUCAAGAACAUCUGUCUGUGUUUCUUGUUGCUCCAACAGCCUUCCUCUCUCAUUCCCUGUCUCUUCCCCGGUGAUCUGUCGGUCAUUUCAUGUCUAAUCUUCAUCGUAUUGUCUAAGCAGCUGUUUCUUUUUUC